Messenger RNA from Sclerotinia sclerotiorum 1980 UF-70, 1506 nucleotides. RefSeq lists its product as hypothetical. Bases 1 to 1506 code for a protein of 501 amino acids. The record is from RefSeq and is a predicted model, not a curated record. NCBI's taxonomy places the organism in Eukaryota, Fungi, Ascomycota, Leotiomycetes, Helotiales, Sclerotiniaceae. The transcript has 2 exons. Gene Ontology annotation, molecular function: hydrolase activity.
AUGGACAUUAGCCCCCUUGGCAUUGCCAAAGUCACUAUUCCCAAUUUACCUUUGAUUAUCAAAACUACUAUUUUAGCAUUGUUUUCCCGUUCCCCAAAUGCCUCAGUCCAGGAUGUUAUUACCGAACUUAUAGUUACCGCUGCACGACCUAUGCUUAGCACUCCUGCAGCCAUUUUAAAAUCUCAAAUACAAUCUCAAAUAGACUGGGGAAUAUGGGGACAAAUGUGGAUUGCCAAGUAUACAAUCCCAAGACCUCAAGAUGAUUGUAGUGCCGAUACAGGUGUCUAUAGUGCUAGGGAUGCUUUGGUGAAAGCAAUAGAAGAACUUGGGGGUGAACAGAAUGCCUUUGAUCUACCAGAAACAGUAGAUGUGGAAGCCGAGUGGACAGGAUAUCGUCAUGGAGUCUCGAUUUUUGCUCGUCGACCAAACAUACCCGAGCAUGAGCAAUACAGGACGAUGAUGAGAGAAGUGGCUACGAAUGGUCCCACGAUUCUUUACUUCCACGGCGGAGCUUUCUGCCUAAUGGAUCCCGUUACGCAUCGACCGACAACGUCUGCAUUGGCUCAACAAACUUAUGGCAGGUGCUUUUCAGUUCGCUAUCGAUUGGCACCACAAGAUCCAUUUCCAUCUGCACUUUUAGAUGCGCUGAUUGCUUACCUUUCAUUGAUCUCUCCUCCCCACGAUUCUUUCCAUGAACCUGUUCCACCUGGGAAGAUCAUCCUCUCAGGAGACUCGUCGGGGGCGGGAUUGGCAACAUCGCUUUUGCUACUAUUGAAAACUUUGAAUCGGAUGGGCAUCAAUUCCAUCCGUUUCCACGGCAUCGAUGUACCAAUUAAUGCGAACGAAAUUGCUGGUCUUGCCAUUACCUCGCCUUGGCUGGAUAUUUCCCGGUCUCUGCCUUCUGUAACGAGAAACGCCCAAUACGAUAUGAUAGCGCCACCUUCGUCAGAUUAUACAGCACCUCACCCCAAUUUUCCUCACGAUUCAGUCUGGCCAGCCAGGGCACCUCGUGUCGAAACUUACUGCGAGGCAUUGAUGGUAACCCAUCCCCUCGUUAGUCCACUUGCAGCCAACAAAGAGCAUUGGCGCGGUGUAGCACCAGUCUACAUAAGCGUAGGCUGGGAAAGUAUGCAAGAUGAAGCAGAGAUACUCGCGCGUAGAAUUCAUGAAGCUGGAGGAACAAUUAUAUUCGAUGGCUAUGUUGGGAUGCCACAUUGCUUUGCGAUGAUGCCUUGGAAUGAGGCUGGAAGAACUGCCUUUAAUAAUUGUGCAAGGUUCUGCGUGGAAGCGGUCCACGGCAGAGUAGCGAAAAGGAGUUUUGGAUUGUGGACGAAUAAGCAUGGAAAGUCCGAGUCAAUUCAGCUAGAGAACUUGGGAAUGUGUAAUAAUGAAAGAAAAGUAGAUCUUGACGACUUUCUCGUAAACGAACUGCUAGAAAAGCAAAAAAGAUGGAGGAUCGAUUUGGAAAGGAGCUUGAGAGGUUGUGAAAAGACGAGGCAGCGAUAA